UAUAUUUUUCUGAAAUAUUUAGAUCGUUUUUUGUUUUUUAUAUAAUUCUUGGUGUUAAAUUUUUUUAAAAAAAACCUAUUUUACUAAAAAGAAUUGAUUUUUUACCGAAAAAGUAUAAAUUAGUUAUGAAACUAGGUUAUUCAAACAUUUUUCUUGAUCGUUUAUUUUCUGUGGAUCAAAAUAAUAAAUCAUUUGCUGAAAAUCUUCUUUCACAGGGUUUUUCUGUCUAUGAAAUUAUUAUUUUAGCACCCAUUGCAGAAUCACUUCAGGGUUUAGAAGAAGGAACAGGGAUUCCUUGGAUAGAAACAAUUGACGAUGAUUUUAUUGAAAGUCAUAUUUUAAAAUCCUCAUCUGGUUCAAGAUAUGGAGUCUAUGGAAAGAUUAAGGAGUUUACAACAAUUAAUGGGAAAACUGUUAUUAUUAAGAAUGAUUUUGUUUACUCGGAUAAAGGAUUUUCAUCUCUUCGUCAUGCUAAAUUACUUUAUGAUAUGCUAUAUUAUUCCGAAGAUUUGAAUAGACAUCCGUAUCUUAUAUACUUUCUUGAUAGGCCUCUUGUAAAAUCAUGCGAGAAUUGUUUUCGUGUUUCAAGAUCAUUUUCUAUAUCUAAUAAACCUGCCGAAAAAAUUACAACUCUUCAGGAACUUCUUAAAUCUAAUUCUUCAGUUCUUCAAAAAAUCAAUAAAGUUCUUUCCAAUUCCUUAAAAAAAAUCAAUAUUCUUGAGAAAUCUGAUAAUUUGAAUCUUGUUAAUAAUAUUCAACAAAUAAUAGAAGACGCUGUUUUUUCUUCUUUAAAAAUGCUUAGAUCAUUAAAUUUAUCAAGUGUUAGGGCCUUUUUAAAUACUACUAGUUUGACAGAAGAUGAUAUCGGAAUCUUAGUUGAAAAUUAUGUAUGUAAUGAAACAUACGAUAUAGUAUUUCCUUAUCUAAAAGCUAUAUAUAAAGAUAAUGAUUUAGAAUUGAUGGAUUCUAUUAUAUCUAUGGAGCAUAUUGAUAUUUAUCAGCUUGGUUUACCAUUUGUCAAUAACGAGAUCAAUGAUCGUAUAUAUGAUGCUAUUAAUUGUUUUAAAAAAUUUGAAGAAACCAAGAUUCCUUCUGAAAAAUUGAGUAUUCUUAUGAAGACGAUACAUUUACUAGUAAGCAAAACUGUAAAAAUUCAUGAGGAAUUUCAACGAAAUAAAAAUUAUAAUGAAAAUAUAUUUCAGGAUGCAUCAAACUUCUUGAAAGAUAAUUUGGGUGGUGAUUAUUUAAUACCAUUACUUUUAUUAGUUGUGGUUCGUGCAAAACUGAAUUAUUUAGAAACUGAUUUUAUAUAUAUGACUCAUUUUUCAUUUUUAAAUAUACGUAAAGGCGAAGAAUUAUAUGCUAUAAGUUCUUUAGAAGCUGUUUUACAUCAUAUUUUACAUCAAAAAGAUAAAUUAAAAGCUAUAAGUAACUAUAAUCUUAUAUUAUGGGAUAGUGUCAAGUCUGGAGAUAUAAACAUUCUUGAUUCUGUUUUUAAAAAAGAAAAUCCAAAUUUUAUUUCUGUGUUUUUUGGCGAUUUUACUUGUACAUCUAAAAUAUCAUCUGUUUUAAAGGAUAUUUAUUAUUAUAAAGAUAUAAAUGGGGAUUCUGUAAUAAUGCUUGGAAUAAAAACAAAACAGUUUUCUUCUGUAAGUUUUUUCCUUAAUCAUUCUCAAUUUUCAAUUGAAAUUCUACUAAAUGAUCAUGAUAUUGAGGGAUCGACACUUUUAAUGGUGGCUAUUAAAUUUGAAUUUAAAGAAGCGAUUAAUAUGCUUCUGCAAAAAUUAAAGGAAUGCUCAGAAGAUGAAUUUACUAAUUAUUUGGCUCAAAAGGAUAAAUUGGGAAGAACUGUUUGUCAUUAUUUAUUUCAUGAACCAUAUCUCAUUAUGGAACUUGGUAUUUAUCUUUCUUGGAAAUCUCGUGAUAAAUAUGGACAAACACCAUUAUUUAUACUUUCUACAAUGUAUGAUCAUCCCGAUUAUAAAACAAUGUUUUUAAAUGCAAUAAAAAUUGUUCAAUUGAUAGAAAAUAAUACUUUAAAUGUCGAUGAUCAUGUUGAUGAUAAUGGAAAUUCUCUUUUCCAUACAAUUAAUGAUUCGGAUUGUUUAUUAGCAUUAUUAAACUGCAAAGGGAAUAUUAAUAAAAAAAACAAUCAUGGAUGUACUCCAUUGAUUUACCAUGCAAAAUCGGGAAAAUCUGAAUUGGUUAAGAUUCUUGUGAAUGAUAAGAGAAUAGAUAUGACUGCAAAGGAUAAGAAUGGAUUUACUGCGCUACAUUUUUCGGCUCAAGGGAAUCUAGAUGUUAUGAAUCUUUUAACAGAAGUAAUAAAUAUAGAAGAACGAACAAGUUAUACAGGUUUAACUGCAUUACAUAUUGCGGCUCAAGAGAAAUCGCUAGAUUGUAUUAAUUAUUUGAUUAGAAAUAAAUCGGCCAACAUUAAUGCCUUAGAUUAUAAGGGAGACAGGCCUGUAGAUCUUGCCACAGAUCAAGAAGUAAUUGAUUUGUUGGAUGAAUAUGCCCUUUUUAUGAAUAGCUCUGGAAGGAAUAAAAGAAUGGUACGCGCUGUUAGGGCAAUGAUUGAAAAUGAUUCUACUGUCAAAUUCGUUAUUAAAAGUGGAUUUGUUAAUAGCAAUUCUAAGAAUCUUAUCACGGUUAUUCGUACAGUUGAAGAUUUUAAACUUCUAUAUAAAUUUUUUAUUCAUGAGUAUUCUGAAUCAUGGAUUCCGUCUUUUCAUAUAAACUUUUUGCAUCCUUGUAUGAUACCUUCUAAGCCUUCGAAAAGUAUAUUGCAAGCAUUUCUUAAUUGUUCCAAUGCUUUUUUGCAAGCUUUAUUACAACAUUCAACCUUUUCUACUCAUGAAUUACUUUGGGAAUUUUUUACAACGCCAGAACAAGCAUGUAUUAUUAUAGAACGAACUCAAAAAAAGAACAUGGAUAAAGAUAAAGAAAUUCCAAAGAAGUUAAUUUCUAUUGAAGAUGUUAAUGAUGCUGAUUUUUUUUUUAAAUAUGCAAAGAAUAAUAUUGGAAAUAUGAAACAUGCAUAUUAUCGUUUAUAUAGAAAUUUAUAUUUUUUAGAAUUUAGUUAUUUAGGUAAGUUUGAACAAUAUUAAAGGGUAUUUUAAUGACAUUUUAUGAGAUCAUCAAAUGUCAUAUAAAUUAUUUUUCCAUUUUUUACAAACUCCUUCUUUUAAAUUUCUUGAGAUUAAAGGUCAUCUUUUUGUAAUUGAACAUUUUAUUGAUAAUCUUGUCCUAAAGACGCCUUUAAUAACAGAGCUUAUUCAUACAAUACAACAAACAGAAAAUAUAUUUAGUGAUAUUUUGAAUGCUUUUGAACGGCCUCGUCCAUUUAUUAAGGAACUAAUAUCAUUUUAUAAAUCUUCGGAGAAAUCUCCUGUUAUUAAUAAAAAUAUAGCAUGGCCAUUAAAUUUUCUAAGCAAUACAAGAAAAAGGAUACAGCAAAUGGUGGCAAAACAUAACACUCGCUGUAUACAAACAUUAUUAAAACAAUCAGCGAAACUUCAUUAUACACAUAUUAUUUUAAUUACUGAACUUGCUGACUUUUAUAAUGCACAUAUUCAGAAAAUACAAGAAGCUUUGAAAAACUUUGCGAUAGCUACAAUACAGAAAGAACGUUGCAGACUCGAUCAAUUACAAAGAGCAUUUGUUGCGUUACGUAGUUGUACUAUAGACUAACUUCUAAAAAAAAAUACUUUUGCCUCAGAUCAAGU
This is a messenger RNA of Pneumocystis murina B123, 3728 nucleotides long. RefSeq lists its product as hypothetical. Gene Ontology annotation, biological process: early endosome to late endosome transport. The transcript is spliced from 9 exons. Bases 126 to 3110 code for a protein of 994 amino acids. Gene Ontology annotation, cellular component: early endosome; transport vesicle; tubular endosome. Gene Ontology annotation, molecular function: SNARE binding; phosphatidylinositol binding; guanyl-nucleotide exchange factor activity. The record is from RefSeq and is a predicted model, not a curated record. Lineage: Eukaryota; Fungi; Ascomycota; Pneumocystomycetes; Pneumocystales; Pneumocystaceae.